AUGGCUUCCAUCAUCCCUACGGCCAUCAUGGCCCUGUCGCAUCACACGCCUACGGUUCGCGAUUCCUUAUCUGGAAUCUUUGGAAGCAUCAGCCUGACAGCUUGGAUCUGCCUUCUGCUGCCCCAGCUCAUCGCCAAUUAUAGGGCGCAGAGUGCCGAUGGCCUUUCAAUGGGCUUUCUGUUCAUCUGGCUGCUUGGUGAUAUAACCAACCUCGUUGCUCGCGAACACACCGCUAACUUGAGCAACACUAUAGGCGCCCUGUUCACACAUCUCGCACCGAGCGCUGUCGCCCUUGCCUUCUACUUCUGUAUUGCCGACAUCGUCCUGAUCAGCCAAUCCAUGUAUUAUAACGCGAAGAAUGCUCGCCGCUCCUCGCGUCACCGCCAGCCGCGCGCCACAGACGACCAGGCCCCAGGGGAGGAAGAUCCUCUACUGAACGAGUCGCGCCGCCGCACAUCUUCCACUGGCUUGCCUGGGUCGCAGAGGCGCCACGAAGUCCACACCGAAACAUCACUCGAGCCGCUGCGUAAGAUCGUGACCGGCGAGGACGAUACGCCCGACAGCAACCCCUGGCUGCACAACACCCUAAGCCUCCUUGCUGUGUGGCUUGUCGGUGCUGCCGGUUGGUUCAUCUCAUACAAGGCCGGCGCCUGGGAUGCCGACCAUGGAUCGUCGGACCCCCAGUCGCCGGAGGAGGACGGCACUAUGGCCAAGAUCGGUCUGGCCCUCGGCUACUUCAGCGCUGUCUGCUACCUCCUCGCACGCGUUCCCCAGAUUGUCAAGAACUACCGCGAAAAGUCAUGCGAAGGACUCGCCCUGCUAUUCUUCCUCCUGUCCUUGACGGGCAACCUUUCAUACGGCGCCAGUCUGAUCGCGUACUCACAGGACCCGCACUAUCUUCUCAAGGCCCUGCCGUGGUUGGUUGGGUCCCUCGGUACCAUCGCCGAGGACAUGGUUAUCUUUGCACAGUUUCACUUGUACGCAUCCGAACACACAUCCACGCUGGCGAGCGCGGCGUGA
Molecule: messenger RNA, 1020 nt
Organism: Verticillium alfalfae VaMs.102
Lineage: Eukaryota; Fungi; Ascomycota; Sordariomycetes; Glomerellales; Plectosphaerellaceae
Product: vacuolar membrane PQ loop repeat protein
Exons: 4
Coding region: 1-1020 (339 amino acids)
Biological process (GO): basic amino acid transmembrane export from vacuole
Cellular component (GO): fungal-type vacuole membrane
Source: RefSeq, a predicted model, not a curated record